CGCCCCUCCGCCUCGUGCGAUAGGGCCCAAGGGCGGGCGGGGCUGAGGCGCCGGUCUCCGGAGGCAUCGCGAGAGAGGCCGGGGCGCCGGGCCGCGCGUGGGUGCGGGCGGGGCCCUGGAGGAGGCCACGCCCCGGGCCGGGAGCGGCGGGACGCCCCCUGGGGGAGUGCGGGACUGAGGCCGGCGCUGGCGGUUACCGACACCGACUGGCGCAGUGACGCGGAGGCGUCCGGCCUCUCCGCGGAAGGCAACCUGUAAACGUGUGUUGUGAGCCUCCCAGAGUCAUCCCGGCGGCGAGGUGCGGAGGCGGCGACAGCCUCCGGCUGCGGACGCUCUCCCGCGGCUGGGCCGAAGAAGGCCGGAGGGAGGGAACGGGAGCGUGACGGCUGGACGCUGUCCCCUUGGCUGGCAGGUGCGCGGUUGGCGCCUGGGAAGCGACGCGCGUGCCGGCCCGGGGAGAGAGCGCAGCCACCUGGACGGAUGGCGCUCGCCUUCGCCCGUGGAAGGCGGGGAGGGAAGAGCAAGCCCGGCGUGGACCCCGCCUGUUUCUUUCCUAGUUAGACGCGGUCCUUGGAGAAGAUGGAAGGGGAGAGGCGGCCGGCGCUGGUCCCGCCCUCCGAGGGCCUGUUUGCAGACGGGCAUCUGCUCCUGUGGACGCUGUGCUCGGUGCUGCUGCCGGUGUUCAUCACCUUAUGGUGUAGCCUCCAGCGGUCGCGCCGGCAGCUGCACCGCAGGGACAUCUUUCGCAAGAGCAAGCACCGGUGGCAUGACACGGACCUGUUCAGCCAGCCCACCUACUGCUGCGUGUGUGCGCAGCACAUUCUGCAGGGCGCCUUCUGCGACUGCUGUGGGCUACGCGUGGACGAGGGCUGCCUCAAGAAGGCCGACAAGCGCUUCCAGUGCAAAGAGAUAAUGCUCAAGAAUGACAGCAAGGCCCUGGACGCCAUGCCCCAUCACUGGAUCCGCGGCAACGUGCCCCUGUGCAGUUACUGUGUGGUUUGCAAGCAGCACUGCGGUAAUCAGCCUAAGCUCUGCGAUUACAGGUGUAUUUGGUGCCAGAAAACAGUACAUGAUGAGUGCAUGAAAAGUAGCUUAAAGAAUGAAAAGUGUGAUUUUGGAGAAUUCAAAAACCUCAUCAUUCCACCCAGUUAUUUAAGCGCCAUUAAUCAGAUGCGUAAAGACAAAAAAACAGAUUAUGAAAUGCUCGCCUCCAAGCUCGGAAAGCAGUGGACCCCAUUAAUAAUCCUGGCCAACUCUCGUAGUGGAACUAAUAUGGGAGAAGGACUGCUGGGAGAAUUUAGGAUCUUACUGAAUCCAGUCCAGGUUUUUGAUGUAACUAAAACUCCUCCUAUCAAAGCCCUCCAACUUUGUACUCUUCUUCCCUAUUAUUCAGCUCGAGUACUUGUUUGUGGAGGGGAUGGGACUGUGGGCUGGGUCCUGGAUGCAGUGGAUGAAAUGAAGAUUAAGGGACAAGAAAAGUACAUUCCACAAGUUGCAGUCUUGCCUCUGGGAACAGGCAAUGAUCUGUCCAAUACAUUGGGUUGGGGUACAGGUUAUGCUGGAGAAAUCCCAGUCGCACAGGUCUUAAGAAAUGUAAUGGAAGCAGAUGGCAUUAAACUAGAUCGAUGGAAAGUUCAAAUAACAAAUAAAGGAUACUACAACUUAAGAAAACCCAAGGUAUUUACAAUGAACAACUAUUUUUCUGUUGGACCUGAUGCUCUCAUGGCUCUCAAUUUUCAUGCUCAUCGUGAGAAGGCACCGUCUCUGUUUUCUAGCAGAAUUCUUAAUAAGGCUGUUUACUUAUUCUAUGGAACCAAAGAUUGUUUAGUGCAAGAAUGUAAAGAUUUGAAUAAAAAAGUUGAGCUAGAACUGGAUGGUGAGCAGGUAGCAUUGCCUAAUUUGGAAGGUAUUAUAGUCCUGAACAUCGGCUACUGGGGCGGUGGCUGCAGACUCUGGGAAGGGAUGGGGGACGAGACUUACCCUCUAGCCAGACAUGACGAUGGUUUACUGGAAGUUGUUGGAGUAUAUGGGUCUUUCCACUGUGCUCAGAUUCAAGUGAAAUUGGCAAAUCCUUUUCGAAUAGGACAGGCACAUACUGUGCGGCUGAUUUUGAAGUGUUCGAUGAUGCCAAUGCAGGUAGAUGGGGAACCCUGGGCCCAAGGGCCCUGUGUUGUCACCAUAACUCACAAGACACGCGCAUCAAUGUUAUAUUUCUCUGGAGAACAAACCGAUGACGACAUCUCUAGUACUUCGGAUCAAGAGGACAUAAAGGAGACUGAGUAGACGGACGAGGACAUGAAAAUUUAGCACAGAUUCCUCACAAACAAGUAGAUACAUCCAAAAGUAGAUUCUCUAGCAGCUGUUAAGUCUGAAGUCACUAGUAGUGUAAUGGGUAUGUGUUUAUGUAACUAGCAUCCCCAGACAACCUCCAGUUACUUACAAAUACUUCGGGUUUUUUUUUUUUAUUUUUUUUAGAGAAAUACUUGAUCAUAUAUAUUAGCUUUUAAAAAGUCACAAAAAGUUACACUAAAGUGAAAUGUAUUUUAUGGCUGCAUGUUUUGAGAAUGGAACUCACGCUGAAGUAUGUGGAUGCACUGCACCAUUCCUUAUUGAACCACUUAGUUGAUGGGCACAUUACUUAUACUACCAACAAGAUGGAGGUGGAAAGAUGAUUUCUGGCUUACUUUUUAACAUAGUGACACCAUGGAUUUUACAAAUUAACUUGCUUUUUUGGAAGGAAAUGAUUAGUGUCAAGCCAGCAUGGUUAAUUCUGGGCACCUCCUGCAGCAUGCCUCAAGAUUUCCUGCAGCCCAGUCUAUGUAUGUAUUGACAAUACUUAAAAUUUUUAUUAUAAUUUUUAUUUUAUGACCGCUUAAUGUUGUUUGAUGAACCCUGUUCAUGACCAUGUUGAGCUGAAAUUGAGGAUCCUUUUUAUAACCCUAUCAUAGCCAAAAGAAAGCCAGAUAAAUGAAUUGGUAAAAAAUAAAAUUGAGAGCACUUUGGAUUAAAAGUUACAAGUUGGCUAGUUCAUCAACUUCUCUUUUGAUUAAAAGACAAUGUCAACAAUAUUUUCUCUCUCUUUUUUUUUUUCUUUUGAGACAGAGUUUCACUCUUGCCCCGAGUGCUAUGGCAUCAUAGCUCACAGCGGCCUCAAACUCUUGGGCUCAAGUGAUCCUCUUGCCUCAGCCUCCCAUGCAGCUGGAAUUAUGCCUGUAGAGACAGGUCUCACUCUUACUCAGGCUGCUCUCGAACUCCUGAGCUCAAGCAGUCCACAGACUUGGGCCUCCAAGAGUGCUAGGAUUACAGGCAUGAGCCACUGCGCCAAGCUAACAAUUUUUUUUAAUACUUAAAAGAAACUUUGUCAGAUUAAUUGCUCAAAAAAAAAACAAGACUGACAAAUUUUUAAAAUUCAAUGGUCUUGUAGUGUUUUAAAAUACUGUAGUCUUUUAUAUCCAAAGUACUUAACAGAAUUUCCCAUUGGGGAGGGGAGUGGAUAGAAACCUCUGCUAAAUGUUUAUAUCAUAUUUAUUUGACAAUGAGAGAGAUAUAUAUUUUUAGCUUAUUUAUUAUUUACCUCGUGGUAUGAUACCUGUGUUUAGUGUUUAUAUUAUAUAAUUGUAUUUAAUAAGUUAAAUUGACAAUGUAAAUUCUGCUAGUCACAAUCAGAAAUUUAGCCUGUUGACUAAGUAAUUUAAAUCCUAAUUGAGUUCUCCAGAUAGUUAUAUUAUCCAGGUAUUCUUAUUCCCUAGAAGUACUCACCAGUGUUUAAAAAAAAAAGGAGGAGGGCAGGAAAAGCACUGGGAAACUACUUUUGGAUAACUGAAAGACUUGUUUCAUUGUUUUAUUUGUCCCUCAAUUACCAGAAACUCUUUGACAGGCUAGGUUCACAGUUACCCAUUAGAGGGUGCUCUGCUGCCAUUGUUGACAGGCCACCCCUAACGUCCUACAAUUAGGCAGACCCAGUGGGCACCCAGCCUAGUGUUUGUCUGACACAUGGCCCAUAAGCAGGCCUGGUGGUCUUUCUAACAUUAUCUCUGAAAGCUUAGAAGGUAUCCCCGGAAACACCAUUAGCUCCAUUUAAGGGUCUGUUGUGAAUCUGUCAUCCACAAGUUGCCAUAAACUUAAAUGCAUCAUCUCAGGCCUAGGCUGUAUUUCAAAGGAGCAACUUAGUAAUGUAUACAAUAACUAGUACGUUAUAUAAAAUACUUUUGUCUUGCUAAAUUAACCUCUUCCAGAUCUCCAUGGGUGGUCCUAAAUCCUAGUAUUGAAAGAGUCCAUGAGCAGGUCUGUUUUUAGCUUAUUUAUAUACAUUUCACAAUACCCAUGGCAGUGAUAGGAAAGUUUUACAGAUUUUCUUUUCUGGGUUGAUCAUGUUCUCAGUAUAAUUAAGUUUAUCCUUUAAUUCAUGAUCAAAAUUGUAGUAGAAGCAAAGCAAAUAGUUAACAUAAGCUAUAGGAAUUAAAAUAAUCAAAAUAAUAACUGCAUAGUUUUUUAAAUUACUAAAACUAACCAUAAUAUUACAUUAUAAUUAUAACAGACUGUGUACAAUGCCCUCCUGUAUUUAAACAGACUGAUUUUUCAAUGAUCAUAAUCCAGUGAGGUUUUGUCUUUACUGACCCUACAUGUUUCCUGCUCCCUGCUCCCUUAUUCACUCAUUCAGACUUAAUUUUUAAGCUAUUUCACAAUACCAUAUCAUAAAAGAUACUGUCUUGUUUUAGCAAAAUUCACUUUUUUAGGCACAUUUACCCAGCAUUUCAAAUAAAAAUAUAGGCAUGUGCCUUGUUUAAAUAAAUACAGUUUAUAAGACUUCAUGUUUGUAAAUAUAUUAGGGUAAUAAUUGUUAAGUUACCAGGAAUUCUAUACUUUACAUAAUAGAUUUCCCAUAAGAUUUUCCUGUACCAUUUAAAAUCAUCUUGAUAUUUAAAAAGGAACUUCUACAUUCUCAGGAAGACAUACAUGAAGUAAGUCCUAUCUCCAUAUCUGUUUUCAGGUUUCUCUCAUCUUUUACUGUCCUAAUACAUUCCUAACUCCUUGUAAACUUAGUGGCUUAAAUACUGAAUACCUGACAGCUUUUAUAGAUCCUUUAGGCAGGCAAAGAUAAUCUUCAAUACUUUGUUAUGUUUAAUAGAAACCAAACUGACCUGUGUUUUAAAAUGCAAGCUGUCUAAUAGUAAGAUUACAUGAUUUAUACAUGUUUUAGGUUUUCUGCAACAAUUAGCCAGUGAACCCCUACUGUAGCUCAUGUUUAUAAAAAUUUUAUAGUCAGAAUUAUUUAUUUUUAUUUUUUUAGGGUGUUCAAAACGUGUAGUAUUUGCUUUUUUAAAUACAUUUGCCUUCUUAAGAGUUAUAAAAAUAUACUGUGACUAGAAAAUUGUGAAGUCCUUUUUGCGCUGUAAAAAUGAAUACUACCAGCAUGUCAAAGGAAAAUAAUUUGCAUUUGUAAUAUAAAGUAAAAUUGUAUUUAGUGUAUAUUAUUGAAUUUUAAAUUUGCACUAACUCGAGAACUUUAAAGGUUUAUAUUAAUUUAAAGAUUAAUGUGGUACUGAAAACAUAAUUUAUUUGGCCAAAAAGGUCAACAGAAUGGGUGAUAAUUUUGUGUGGUUUUCCUUCAACAUAGUAAUAUUGAAGCAAGAACCAGCACUUAUAUUCAAAAAAAUAUUUUUUAAUUGUACUCAAUUUAGAACAGUGGAAUGUAAGUAGAACUAGAAAAAAAUCUAGAAAUUUCAAAAUCAAAAAUAUUGUUAUUAAUACUAAUAAGAAUGAAGGUACAUUCUCAGCAACAAGACAGAUAAGGUGGUUUUGGUUUCACUUUUAAAGAGUAUUCCUGUCUUUUCUCAAAUUUUCACAUUAAGGCCUGACUCUCAUUUCUCAAAGUAUCUGCGGCAUCAGAACUACUUAGGCAAGUUAUUGAUAAUAUCAAUUCCUGGACCCAGCCCUUGACUUAAUAAAUCAAUGGCUGUGAAAGUAGGACGUAAAAAUCUGUUUUUAUUAACAAGCACCUCAGAUGAUUCUCAUGCAUACUGAAAUGUGAAAGCUGCCAGUCUGUACCUCACGUGUUCCCCCAGGGCUUUUGCCAGAUGGAUACUAUGCACAAAAAUUAAUUGUAUAUUCUUAAAAUUAUUUUUCUUUCACUCCAGUAACUUUCCUCUUCCCCCCAAAAAUAAUUAUUCUAAAUUAAGAUGGAAAAACUUGUACAUAUCCUACCUAAAUUGAUAUAUUUGUCUGAAUUCUAGUAUGUAAAAAUUGGCACGAUUUGUAUGUGGAAUCAUAGUUUUUGGACGACUGUGAUCCAUGAGGUCUUAGAGAGCAAGGAGUUCUCUUGCUUUAGGAGCUAGUGUAGUAACCCCAGGAGCAAUGAGCAGCGAGGCUCCUUCCAGUGCAGUCCGCGCAGCCCCACUUCUGUGUACUGGGUGCUGCUUAAGGUCUUGGUAGAUAGAAUACUUCCACUAGUUAAAAAUGAUUCUACUUUUUUUUUUUUUUUAAGGGUUCAGAAGCCACUACUAUAAUGGACUAUCACGUGGUUAAGUUUCUACUGAUUUUUGCAUAUUGAGAAACCUCUUUUUUUUUUUUUUUUUGUGGAAAGAAUAUUUUGGAGGUUUUUGUUACUGCUUUGAAUGUGGCCACUUGGCAGUUUCGCAGUUAAGGGCAUUUUUAUUGAAGAGUAAAGCACUGAACUUGUGUUUCUGACUUUGGUAUAUUGAUAAACUAUAUUUAAUUUUAGAUAUGUAAAUACACGUACACACACACAUAUAUACCCACGUGGUCCUGAUUGUGUAGUCAGUGCAUGAGGCUUGCAGGUCCCAAAACAGUACAUUCCACAAUUUCAGGGAAAGAUGAGAAAAAUGUCACCCUGUAAUGCAGAUGUUUAUAAAAUUCAAAAGAUUGCAUUUAGCCAUCGGCAAGAAUGUCUGCAGAAAAUAAGCCACCUAGAAACUGUAAAUACAGUAAACUUCCAUGCUGACCACCUCCUUAAGGGGACCUAAUUUUCAUUGAUGGGUCAUGCACCACAUGUACGUAUCAGUACAGGAGGCCUAGUUCCUUAUGUCGCCCACCUCUGUAUGUUUGUUAACAGUCCUUUGGGCAGUCAACUUACAGUACAAGUGUAUGGCCGAUGGUAGACCCAGAACACUUAUCAGUCUCCAUAAGGAUGUCUUGGGCUACCUCACCAUUAAGGAAAGGCAUCAACACAGAAGCCUCUAAAAAGGAGAAAAACUAUAAUCUAGGAAAUGUCCAUGGCAUGAUACUUUCGGGUGACUGACAUGACUUGAAAAGCUGGGAAGGUGGGCAGUUUUCCUUGUUCAACUAACAAUUUCCAGGCAAAAGGGCAUCCUGCUGCAUGAGUACAUUGGGCUGUCUGAAAAAAACACCGUGGCAGGGUGCUUGGUGCAGCUGACUGGUGGCGGCUCAUAGAGGCAUUUGUUCUCAUUUCUCUAGACUGGGCUCUGCCGGCAGUCUUUCAGAUUUGGUCUGAACCCUACAGAUGAAUUGGCACUCUUUUGUAUCUCUGUGUAUAGAGCCUAGCCUGAGUCCUGGCCCCAGUCACUCUUCCAGGUGAACUGACUGCACUGGACCCCUUAACCCAUGGUGGUGAGGACGUGUGUAUUGACUCCUUCUGGGCAGCCCGCCGGCCACUUGCACUUUCUUCCCCUCUCUGACCACAGGACUAUGCACCUCCCACGUCAUCACCCUGUGUUCUUUGCCCUUGUCGUGUUGGGUUUGUGUUGUUGUGGUCGGUACCUAUGGAUAGAGAUGUGAAUUAAAGCAUUUGAUAUGUUGAAGAUGUUUGCUUGUUUUUUAAUAAAACUGAAA
Nycticebus coucang (slow loris) is the source of this 7809-nucleotide messenger RNA. RefSeq names its product diacylglycerol kinase epsilon (gene DGKE). The transcript has 11 exons. Lineage: Eukaryota; Metazoa; Chordata; Mammalia; Primates; Lorisidae. Gene Ontology annotation, molecular function: ATP-dependent diacylglycerol kinase activity. The record is from RefSeq and is a predicted model, not a curated record. Bases 580 to 2283 code for a protein of 567 amino acids.